Messenger RNA from Podospora anserina S mat+, 351 nucleotides. RefSeq lists its product as uncharacterized. Gene Ontology annotation, biological process: spliceosomal snRNP assembly; RNA splicing. NCBI's taxonomy places the organism in Eukaryota, Fungi, Ascomycota, Sordariomycetes, Sordariales, Podosporaceae. Gene Ontology annotation, molecular function: RNA binding. The record is from RefSeq and is a predicted model, not a curated record. The transcript has 8 exons. Bases 1 to 351 code for a protein of 116 amino acids. Gene Ontology annotation, cellular component: precatalytic spliceosome; U5 snRNP; U1 snRNP.
AUGUCUGACGUUAACAUCCAGGCACUUCUCAACAAGCCUCGUAACGAGUGCACUGAGUAUGAGAUUGCUCAACUGGAAGCCUAUGAGAUGAGCAAUGGGCCGCUUUCCCUCCUCCAGACGGCCGUCCGCAGUCACUCUCAGGUUUUGAUUAGCAUUCGGUCAAAUCGCAAGCUUCUUGCCAGAGUGAAGGCUUUUGACAGGCAUUGCAACAUGAUUCUUGAGAACGUCAAAGAGAUGUGGACCGAGACUCCAGUACACAACGGAAAGAAGGGCCGGCCGGUGAACAAGGAUCGGUUUAUCAGCAAGAUGUUCUUGCGGGGUGAUAGUGUCAUUCUCGUUUUGCUCAGCUGA